Molecule: messenger RNA, 1834 nt
Organism: Epinephelus fuscoguttatus (brown-marbled grouper)
Lineage: Eukaryota; Metazoa; Chordata; Actinopteri; Perciformes; Serranidae
Gene: ism2a
Product: isthmin 2a
Exons: 6
Coding region: 434-1834 (466 amino acids)
Source: RefSeq, a predicted model, not a curated record
ACCAGAGCGACCGAUGACUGACUCGAUGUCACCUCAGCAUAGGAGGACCUCUAAACCUUGUGGACAUGGUUUACUCACCGCUCGAUGGGCUGGAAGUUGCAGCAGACUGCGGGAAGUGUUUCAGCUCGGCGUACUAACGGAAAACUUCAGUUCUUAACUGAGGUAUUAAAUAAAUCGUAUUGUUUGAUCUUUGCAUCCAUGUGCAUGAAAUGAACACACCGAUAUUGGAAAGCGUAGCAGGGAUUAUUUCAAUUAGGGGAGCGAGCGGCUCAAGACGGAGCGGCAGCGCAGAGGAAGCGCACGGAAAACGCGCACGUGUGGCGCUUUGAUUCAUAUUGCCGUCUCUGCUCGCUGAUAUGGUUUGAUCACUGCUCUUCAAUCUGAGGAUACAGGCUGGAGGAUUCUGCAUCUGAUCAGCACAGUUAGGGUAAAGAUGCAGCGGAGGGCAGUGUCGUGUCUGUGGCUGCUGAGCCUCACCGUGGUGUCGGUGUCAGUCCGCGGAUUUCCCACGCACUUCAAGAGGACUUCAGCCAGAGACAGAAACGCCACAGCGUCUGUUACUGAGGUGAUAGCAGAGACGAGUCCUGGCGACGAUCGUCAGACCCUCCAGGAGCUUCAGCAGGAGAACCUUCUGCAGACUCUGCCAUCUGGUCCAUCUCUCCCCAAGUCCAGACAACGCUGGUCCCAGCACCAUCACCAGGGUGUCCUCCCCCCACCUGAACCUGAGGAAGACCCUGAGCUUUUCAUCCUGGACCUGAGGAACUUCCCAGAGCUGGCUAAUGCAGACAUGGGCUCACAGAAUCCCAACAUCCAGGUGACCAUCGAGGUGGUAGAUGACAUACAGACUGAGACGGAGGUGGAGAUGGACCUGGUCAAGGAGGGUCAGCGUAAUGACUGGUCAGUGUCAUCUUCAGAAUGGGCCAACAGCCACAAGAAGCUGUUCUGGCCAUUGUUUUGGGAGUACCCGGAGCAGGUGGAGAAUGGGUUGGAAAGAACCAGUUUGGAGGAACAAUCUGAGGACUACAACUACGACCCAGAGGAGCCCGUUCUGAGUGGAGUCGGAGACUGGGGUGGUCACUGGAACAAAGACUGGGAUGCAAAGGAUAACUACGAGUAUGAGGAGGAGUGGAGCGACUGGGCUCCCUGCAGUGUGAGCUGUGGAUAUGGCACCCAGAAACGCACCCGUUCCUGUGGCUACGCAUGCACAGCGACUGAGUCACGCACGUGUGACCUGGAGAGCUGUGCCGACACUGUGAUUUCAGUGACCGACCUGACACCCAUCCAGACGACCAACAGCACAGACUCCCUGGACACAAAUGUGGACAGCUGUGAGAAGUGGCUAAGCUGCAAGAAUGACUUCCUCCAGAAGUACCUGCACCAGGUGCUCACAGAGCUUCCCAGCUGCCCAUGCUCCUACCCCUCUGAGGCCGUUUACAGCGCCGUCAACAUCCAGGACGGCAAACUUCGCAAGACCUAUCGAUGGAGGGACGCGAGCGGACCCAAAGAACGCCUGGACAUCUACAAACCUUCAGCCAGAUUCUGCAUCCGCUCGAUGCUGUCAUAUGACAGCACAACGCUGGCAGCACAGCACUGCUGCUACGACGAUCAGAUGAGACUGAUAACACGAGGGAAAGGAGCAGGGGCGCCAAAUUUGAUCAGUACUGAGUUCUCACCAGAGCUGCAUUACAAGGUGGAUGUACUACCCUGGAUCCUGUGCAAGGGUGACUGGAGUCGGUUUCACUCAGUAAGGCCACCCAACAAUGGGCUGGACUGUUCUGAUAACCCCCCAGAACAAGUGUUUCAGGUGGAACUUAAAGAAGCCAGGGAGUACUGA